Molecule: messenger RNA, 1326 nt
Organism: Acanthoscelides obtectus
Lineage: Eukaryota; Metazoa; Arthropoda; Insecta; Coleoptera; Chrysomelidae
Source: the annotation of a GenBank genome assembly
AUGGAACUCAACCGAGAACAUUUUCGCGCCUUAAUUUAUUACAACUUUCAGAGACAAUUAUCGCAACAAGGAUGCCUUGCUGAGUUACUGUCUGUUUUCGACAACGAAGAGCCACAUCAGUCGACAAUUUCCCGUUGUUAUGGAGAAUUCAAAUUCACCCUGGAAAACGCUGAUGCUGUGCACAAACUCAUCAUUGAAGAUAGACAUAUGACAUAUCGCGAGAUUGAGGCAAAAUUAGUUUCUCGUUGGAUACCCCACCUGUUCACUGGAGAGCAGAAAGCAGCUAGGGUUAAUUGGUGUCAAAAAACGCUUGACCGUUUCAAUUCCGGAAACUCAAAAAAUGUGUACAGCAUUUCGGCUGUUUGGCCAACAAAAGUCAUCCGUUCUCGAAGUGUUUCGAAAAAGAUGGUCGCGACAUUUGUGUCAAAAGCGGGUCAUAUUCCAACAAUCCCUCUUAAUGAGCAAAUAACUGUUACUGUGGAUUGGUAUACCACCAUUUGUUUGCCAAAAGUCAUCACCGAGCUUCGAAAAAUCAACUCCGAAGGAAGAAUCAUCCUCGAUCAAGACAAUGCAAGCUCGCACACAGCCCAAAAAACAAGGCAGUAUUUAACGGAAGAAAACGUGGAAUUAUUGGACCAUCCUCCAUAUAGUCCCGAAGAAGCAGUUGACGCAUUCAAAAAUGCCAUUUUGGAUCUGCCAGCAAACUGGUGCAGACAACGGUCACUCUGGGAUCAGGAAUGGAACAGUAUUGUCUUUAGUGACGAGUCUCUAUUUUGUUUAGGCAUGCACGAUGGUCGUGCCAUGGUUAGAAGGCGACGUGGUGAAAGGAGGAAUCCACAGUUUUUUGUUGAAAGACAUGUUCAUCACACUGUUGGAGUUAUGGUUUGGGGUGCUAUAGCUUAUAGUUCCAGGUCACCUUUAAUCUUCAUCAGAGGUAACAUGAACGCGCAGCGUUAUAUCCACGAAGUUCUAGAACCCCAUCUUUUACCCUAUCUUGACACCCUGGCAGAUCCAACUUUCCAACAAGAUAAUGCCCGACCACAUGUUGCAAGAGCCACAAUAGACUUCUUUCAACAUAAUGAUGUCACAUUAUUACCAUGGCCACCAAGAUCUCCCGACUUAUCCCCAAUUGAGCACGUGUGGGAUAUGAUGGGUAGGAGAUUGCUCAAUUUGCAACGUCCUCCUCAGACUCUAGAAGCACUUCGAGAGGAGUUGGUGGUUGCCUGGAAUGAGAUACCACAGGAGGACAUUGACCACCUGAUCAGAAGCAUGCCUAGGCGCGUUGGAGAAUGCGUAGCACAUCAGGGUGCAUCCACACAUUAUUAA